AUGAAUGGAAGAUUCAGAAGGAAGGCGAUGUGACUUUCACUUUGGUUUACAAUAAAAAUGUUUGAAAAAUAAACUCCCUCUCGGUUUCGUUAGCAAGUCAAUCUUCAACGCCAUAGCCAUAGCCAUAGCCAUAAAAUUUACAUUCUUCUUCAUUUCUUCAACUCCACAGCUAACACGGCCUUCGAUCUGAUUCUCGAAUACCCAUUUCGCCAACCACAAUGUGUGGGAUUUUCGCGUAUUUGAAUUACAAUGUCGACAGAGACAGGCGCUUCAUUCUCCAGGUUUUGUUUAAUGGCCUCCGCCGUUUGGAGUACAGAGGCUAUGAUUCUGCCGGGAUCUCCGUCGAUUCUUCUCCCUUUCACUCUCAAUUCAAUUCAGAUCUCAGCAAUGGUCAUUCCCUCCCUCCCCUUCCCCUCGUCUUUCGUCAGGCUGGCAACAUCGAUUCCCUUGUCAAAUCUGUUCACCGGGAUGUUGAAUCAACCAAUUUGAAUUUGGAGGAACAUUUCUCUGUACAUGCUGGGAUUGCACAUACCCGUUGGGCAACUCAUGGAGAGCCAGCUCCAAGGAAUAGUCAUCCUCAAACCUCUGGUCCUGAAAAUGAAUUUCUGGUUGUUCACAAUGGAAUUAUUACUAAUUAUGAGGUCUUAAAGGAAACUCUAGUUCGACAUGGUUUUGUUUUUGAAUCUGAUACCGAUACGGAAGUAAUUCCAAAGCUGGCAAAAUUUGUUUUUGACAAUGCAACUGAAGGUGGUCAGGCUGUCACAUUUAAUCAAGUUGUGCUUGAAGUUAUGAGGCAUCUAGAAGGAGCUUAUGCACUAAUUUUCAAAAGCAGACAUUACCCGAAUGAAUUGAUUGCUUGCAAACGUGGUAGUCCAUUGAUCCUCGGAGUUAAAGAUUUAGCUGAAAAUACCUGCAAUGGAUCAGCAUUCAAUGACGACAAGUUUCUUUCGAAAAAUGGGCACCCAAAAGAACUUUUCUUAUCCAGCGAUGCUAAUGCCGUAGUUGAACAUACAAAGAAAGCUUUGGUGAUAGAGGAUGGUGAAGUUGUUCAUAUCAAGGAUGGAGCUGUAUCUAUAGUGAAGUUUGACAAGGAGAUGGGGAAAAGUGGUGCUGCUCUUUCUAGACCUGCAUCGGUGCAACGUGCCUUGUCAGUUCUAGAAAUGGAGGUCGAGCAAAUAAAUAAGGGAAAUUAUGAGCACUACAUGCAAAAAGAAAUUCAUGAACAACCUGAAUCUCUAACGACCACAAUGAGGGGGAGGCUAAUACGUCGAGCUUCUUCCAAAGAGAAAACUGUUCUUUUGGGUGGACUAAAGGAUCGCCUUAAAACAAUAAGGCGAAGCAGGCGUAUUGUUUUCAUUGGUUGUGGUACAAGCUACAAUGCUGCUUUAGCUGCCAGGCCUAUCCUUGAAGAACUAUCUGGUGUUCCUGUUACAAUGGAAAUUGCUAGUGAUCUCUUGGAUCGUCAAGGGCCAAUAUACAGAGAAGAUACAGCUGUUUUUGUUAGUCAAUCUGGUGAAACUGCAGAUACUUUACACGCCUUGGAAUAUGCUUUAGAAAAUGGAGCAUUGUGCGUAGGCAUAACGAAUACAGUUGGUAGUGCAAUAGCCAGGAAUACACAUUGUGGAAUUCAUAUAAAUGCGGGUGCCGAGAUUGGUGUCGCAAGUACAAAAGCAUACACAAGUCAAAUAGUUGUGAUGGCCAUGAUGGCUCUUGCAAUUGGUGGGGACUCAAUCUCCCAUCAAAGAAGAAGAGAGGCUAUAAUAGAUGGCUUAUUUGAAUUGCCAAACAAAGUGAGGGAAGUGCUGAAACUGGAUCAGGAAAUGAAGGAUCUUGCUGAACUAUUGAUUGCUGAGCAGUCACUUCUUGUAUUUGGGAGAGGAUACAACUAUGCUACAGCGCUCGAGGGUGCUUUGAAAGUAAAGGAAGUGGCACUAAUGCACAGUGAAGGAUUGCUUGCUGGGGAAAUGAAACACGGUCCUUUAGCAUUGGUUGAUGAAAAUCUUCCGAUUGUUGUUAUUGCUACACGUGAUGCUUGCUUCAGCAAGCAGCAGUCUGUCAUUCAACAACUUCAUGCUCGCAAAGGUCGCCUCAUAGUCAUGUGUUCCAAAGGAGAUGCUCAAAGUGUGUGCCCCGGAGAUUCCUGUAGAGUAAUAGAAGUUCCCCAAGUUGAGGAUUGCCUCCAACCCGUGAUUAAUAUCAUUCCAUUACAGUUAUUGGCAUAUCAUCUCACUGUUCUUAGGGGUUACAAUUGUGAUCAGCCUAGAAAUCUUGCCAAGAGUGUGACAACAGAGUAGUGAACUAGCUCCAUUCACAAUAUCUUUCCUCCUCUUUCACUCUUAACACCUCAUGAGGGUUCGACUUCUUUGUGCGACGCUGCUCAGGAUCUCCUUGUAGAUUGCAACUUCUGAUCUUCUGAUGAUAUUAUUUUAACUAGGGUGGUGAGUCUUGUCCUUUGUAUAUUAGCAGAUAAUAGUGGCUGCUAGGCUUUCACAAUUCUAUUCAUUUGGAAGAUAAUGUGUUUAGUUACCAAUAUGUUGUACUAUGCUUCAUUCUUAUUUAACUGUUCUUCAACUUUUGUGAGCC
Molecule: messenger RNA, 2583 nt
Organism: Benincasa hispida (wax gourd)
Lineage: Eukaryota; Viridiplantae; Streptophyta; Magnoliopsida; Cucurbitales; Cucurbitaceae
Gene: GFAT
Product: putative glucosamine-fructose-6-phosphate aminotransferase
Biological process (GO): fructose 6-phosphate metabolic process; UDP-N-acetylglucosamine metabolic process; protein N-linked glycosylation
Molecular function (GO): L-glutamine:D-fructose-6-phosphate transaminase (isomerizing) activity; carbohydrate derivative binding
Source: RefSeq, a predicted model, not a curated record